CAUAUCUAGAUACGACGAUCUGCUCCAAUUUGAGAAAAUCCACUUCUGUCAUCAAUUGAAUUGGACAGAUGGCUACCCCAGACACUGUGUUAUCAAGCUACCCUAGCCUCACCUUUGCCCAUGGCUCUCUGAGGCCGGAGGAGCGAGGAAGGUUGGAGACAAGGAGAGCACACAUUCAGGACUACGAGCCUCCCAAGUGGAGGUCAUCACACGCUGAUGAUGUGUCUGGAGAGCACACUGAGGUCCCUAUGGUUGAUCAUGCCAAUAUUGUAUUUAUAGGUCCAGUAGGUUCAGGCAAGUCGUCUCUCAUAGGCAGUCUAUGGCGAGCAGUGAACCAAGACACGGUGUUUCCUGACCGUAUCCAGCUCACCCUCAACCACCCUGAUGAGGACACCCACGGCACUAUGAAGUGGAUGGAGACCUGCGGGAACAAGAAGAGGACCAUCAUUUAUCAAGACACUCGUGGAGAUCAGGAGUACGACACAUCAGAGAGAAAUGUCCACGAGUUCUCCCUGCGAGGGAUGUAUCGUGAUGGGGCUCAGCUACAGUCUCACAGUGUCUUCUCGAGUGACUGGUGGAUUUCCAGGCGGUUCUUCUGGGAGAGGGGGCAAGGGGAAGUCCCUCACUGUGUGGUCUUUGUGUUUGAUGGGUCCAGUGAUCCCUUCCUGGAUGCAGAGAGUAUGGAGUUCUUCAAGACUGUCUUCGAGGACUGUACCAAGUUAGGCUAUGAGCCGGUCAUUGUGGUGUCAUGUCUGGAUCUCAUCUACCAGGAGGCCCUCAGAGUGGGGGAGAACUAUGAGGUGCAAAUACAGCACAAGAGAGACCACAUCCUGCAAGCAUUCGAGAACCUCAAUCUCACAAGACAGAGUAUUUAUUUCGUGACCAACUUCCACGAGGGGAAGAGAGGUGGAGUCAGGGUGUGGGAGGCGGGGGAUAAAGGUUUUGAAAGAGCUACUAAGAUGCUGGUUGACUUAGGUAGAGAUUUAUUGACUGUGGCAGACAGGUUCAUAGAGAGGAAGUACACUGGUAAUCCUAAAUGCACUGUUUUGUAGCUUUCUGGUUUUCUGUUAAAUGUAUGUCGAACUGCUUGUAUUUCUGUGCAGUACGUGUUACUGUAAGUUGCACUUAAUUAUUUUGUUCAUCAUGGUUGUUUAGUCAAA
Molecule: messenger RNA, 1160 nt
Organism: Halichondria panicea
Lineage: Eukaryota; Metazoa; Porifera; Demospongiae; Suberitida; Halichondriidae
Exons: 4
Coding region: 69-1052 (327 amino acids)
Source: RefSeq, a predicted model, not a curated record